UUUUUGUAUGGAAAGCUGAAUUUUUUGUGAGUUUGUUUAGGGUUUUGUAAUGCAAAUGACAUUUCGUCUCUUCUUCUCCGGUGCCGGUGGUCAUCCAAUUCCCUUCCCGUCGUGGCAGCCAUCUCCAAAUGCGGCGGCGGUGGUCUCUGCUAUCAAUCUUUACUCAUCACCAUUUGCUUCCCUCCAACCAAAAUCACCCGCCCUAAAACGCCCUUCAAAAACCCCCUCUUUACCUCUGCUACACACUCAACCCAGGGAAGCCACACCCACCGAACUAGAAAAAAACACUAGUGCCCCCCUGCGUAAAAAGGUUUUGGUCCCAAUAGGGUUCGGUACUGAGGAAAUUGAAGCCGUGAUAUUGAUUGAUGUCCUCCGACGAGCUGGAGCAGAGGUGACAGUGGCAUCCGUCGAGCCGCAGCUGGAAAUCAAAGCGUCUUCCAGCACCAGAAUUGUUGCCGAUAAGUCUAUCGCCGCCUGCUCUGAACAAAUCUUCGAUCUUAUCGCUUUGCCUGGUGGAAUGCCCGGGUCCGUUCGUUUAAGAGACUGCGAAAUCCUGCGUAAAAUUACAUGUAGACAGGCUGAAGAAAAAAGGUUGUACAGCGCCAUUUGUGCUGCUCCGGCCGUCACUCUUUUGCCAUGGGGUCUUCUAAAGAGGAAGCAGACGACUUGCCACCCUGCAUUCAUGGACAAGCUUCCGACAUUAUGGGCAGUAAAAUCAAAGAUUCAAGUUUCGGGUCAGCUCACGACAGGCCGAGGCCCGGGAACAUCGUUUGAAUUCGCUGUUUCCUUGGUGGAGCAACUCUUUGGGGAGACAAUUGCAAAGGGUAUUGGAGAAUCGUUGUUAAUGAUGCACGAGAGUCGCAGGAGGGAAGAGUUAAACGGGACUGACUGGACCACGGUGGAUCCUCAUGUUCUUAUUCCAGUAGCUAAUGGUUCUGAAGAAAUUGAAGUUGUUACUAUUGCUGACAUUCUGCGGCGAGCUAAAGUUAAUGUCGUGAUUGCUUCGGUUGAAAGAUCCACAAAGAUCUGCGGGUCCCAAGGCACGAAGAUAGUCGCAGACACCUCGAUCAGUAGAGCUGCCGAGUCAACAUAUGAUGUCAUCAUCUUGCCGGGAGGAGCUAUGGGGGUUGAGAGGCUACAGAAAUCGCGGAUUUUGAAGAAACUACUGAAGGAUCAAGAAUCAAGUGGACGAAUUUAUGGAGCAAGCUGUUCAUCACCUGUGGUUCUUGAUAAACUAGGGCUACUAAAGGACAAGACAACAACCGGUCAUCCGUCAAUCAUGAGUUCGUUGACGAACAACUUAGUGAAUGAUGCUAGAGUGGUGAUUGAUGGAAAUUUGAUAACAUGUAAGGGCCUGGCAACGGUCACAGAUUUUUCUUUGGCUAUUGUUGGCAAACUUUUUAGUCAUGCUAGAGCCAGAAGUGUUGCAGAAGGACUCGUGUUUGAGUAUCCCCGUGAUUUGUCGGGUUAACUCAAUUGUCGCGGUUUUGAAUUCACAAGUAUACAAGUACGUCACUAGAAUCAUGGUUGGAUGGCUAGUCGUGAAUUAGUUAUUGUCCGGUCUAUAGUUCAAAUUUGAUCAAAUUUGAUUCCCACUCAAAAAAAUGUGUUGUAAAGUACAGCCUUAUUUAGAUCUUUUUGGUAAAAUCCAUAUAUUGUUUGGUUUGUUUAAAAUUA
Molecule: messenger RNA, 1677 nt
Organism: Impatiens glandulifera
Lineage: Eukaryota; Viridiplantae; Streptophyta; Magnoliopsida; Ericales; Balsaminaceae
Product: protein DJ-1 homolog C
Exons: 8
Coding region: 50-1471 (473 amino acids)
Biological process (GO): protein deglycation, glyoxal removal; guanine deglycation, glyoxal removal
Cellular component (GO): nucleus; cytosol
Molecular function (GO): protein deglycase activity
Source: RefSeq, a predicted model, not a curated record